Messenger RNA from Sapajus apella (tufted capuchin), 4563 nucleotides. It is a transcript of the gene GRPEL2, whose product is annotated as GrpE like 2, mitochondrial. Gene Ontology annotation, molecular function: adenyl-nucleotide exchange factor activity; protein homodimerization activity; protein-folding chaperone binding. Lineage: Eukaryota; Metazoa; Chordata; Mammalia; Primates; Cebidae. Gene Ontology annotation, cellular component: PAM complex, Tim23 associated import motor. The record is from RefSeq and is a predicted model, not a curated record. The transcript has 4 exons. Bases 719 to 1396 code for a protein of 225 amino acids. Gene Ontology annotation, biological process: protein folding; protein import into mitochondrial matrix.
CCUUAAAAGAGCUUAUAUUUUAGUGAGAAGAAUGAGAAAAUACACACCAUUUAAAAAACAAGUCGAUAAGAAGGGCAUUAGAGGAAAAAGUCUGGGAGGAGUGAUGGGCAAUGGUUCAGGCUGCAAUGUUUUAAACCGCUCACGUAGAUCUAGCCCUGCCUAACCACUAGUCCUGUUUCCCUCCCGCCUCUGUAUAUUUCAGUCGCUUAGGUGCAAUACUCUUCUCUCUUUACUAGGCUUUCUGCAGAUAUUUCCCUCUGCCUGAACCCUUCCUUCAGCUCAGCUCAAAUACCCCUUCCUCUGGGAAAACUUCCCACACGGCUAGAUUUGUAUUCUAGGCUCCCGCAGCACCUGCCCCUCACCUUUAAACACCGCUCACGCUCUGACUUUACAUCCCGCUUGUACCUGUUUAUCACUCAUAAUAUCGAGUAAGCUCCAUGCGGGCACAGCUAUGAUCUGCUGUGCGAACAACACGGAGCCUUUGUAGUAACUACUACGACCUAGCCUACUAGCGGAACACACGGAGAGCCGGAAGUGUCGCGUUCACUCCGGACGACCGGAUGGGGAACUGCGCGGGCCACAGAGCAACCGGAAGUAUAGCGUUCUAGUCCGGAAGCCCUUAGAAGGAAACGUCCGCAAAGGCUGGUUUUUAAGCGGGAGCGUCUCUUCACUCGCAGCAAGUGCGCGUGCGCUGUCUCCGUCAGCCCAAAUCGGGAACAUGGCCGUGCGGUCGCUGUGGGCGGGUCGGCUGCGGAUGCAGUGCCUACUGUCCUCGACUGCCGCGUGGGAAAGCAAGGGAUGGCCACUUCUAUUCAGCACUGCCAUCCAGAGAACUGCUGGUGAGGACUGCCGUUCUGAGGACCCUCCUGAUGAGCUUGGGCCCUCUCUUGCUGAACGAGCCUUAAGGAUAAAAGCUGUUAAACUGGAGAAGGAGGUCCAGGAUUUAACGGUGAGAUACCAGAGAGCUGUAGCUGAUUGUGAAAACAUAAGGAGGCAAACCCAGAGAUGUGUGGAAGAUGCCAAGAUAUUUGGAAUCCAGAGUUUCUGUAAGGACUUGGUGGAAGUGGCCGACAUUUUGGAGAAGACUACAGAGUGCAUCUCUGAAGAAUCAGAGCCAGGGGACCAGAAGCUCACUCUGGAGAAGGUUUUCCGAGGGUUGUCGCUUUUAGAAGCAAAGCUGAAAAGUGUGUUUGCCAAGCAUGGCCUGGAGAAACUAACACCCAUUGGUGACAAAUAUGACCCCCAUCAGCAUGAACUCAUCUGUCAUGUGCCAGCUGGCGUUGGGGUGCAGCCUGGCACCGUGGCAUUAGUAAGACAAGAUGGUUACAAACUUCAUGGCCGCACCAUUAGACUUGCCCGGGUGGAAGUGGCAGUGGAGUCUCAGAGAAGACUGUGAAGAGGCCAUCAGGAACUGGAUGUUCUCCCAGAGUGCAGUCACCUAUGUUUCUUUUAUUUAUUAAACUAGGUUUGUAUUGUACAUGAGGUACUUCAUGUGAUAUGUUUUGGAUUUAGUCAUAUUGGCUUUAUUUCUAAGAUAUUCUAUUGAUUUAAUAUGACCUGUUUGGUCUCAUCAGAAGUCUUACCAUUGGGCAUUUGAACAGUGUGACAAGUGUUCCCAUGGCCUUUAUCAAAACAUGUUUAGGAAAAUUGGUACUCUGAUGAAUUUGAAUCCAAAGUCCUUUUCACUAUAUGUUUUCAACUACAUGUUCCUUCCUAGUGGUCCCUAUGACAGGAAUUGUAUAGUAUCUUGUAUUUUGUGGAUAAAGGAUACAGUAGGGAUUGGUUCAACAUUUGGGUACUUAGGGGAUAAAGCCUCUUAGUUGUAUAAAUUUAUAUCAUUUGUGUUGAUUUUUAUACAUACAGAUUUUCAGGACUUUACCUUUUGGUUUUUUUUUGGGUUUUUUUUUUUUCCUUUUAGCCAUCUUUUGUCCUUGUAAUCCCAACUAAAUAGGCUUUAUGCUCACAUCAUUAUCCCAUACCCACCCCUUUCUCCUCCCCAUUUGCAGGGGCUAAAGGUCUAGGUGAGACUUGGAAGACAAGGAGCAUCAGGAAAUUUGAGAUACCCAGGACCCUUUCAAGCAAGAAUGGCCAAAAAGCCUUGUGCUGUCUUUACUAUGAGUUAUCUUCAAAUUAUUUUCAGUCUCCCUGUCAUAUAAUCGUUUCAGGCAGAUUGAGGCAGCACUAACAGCUAAUGACCCACAUGGCUCUAUUUAGGUAAUUUAUCUAGAAUUUCUCGUUCCACCAGCCCUUACUUCUCUGCCCCUUUGUAAAUGUUGCCUUAUAAUCCUUUAUUAGAUGAUGGGAAGUGGUGAUGAUCAGGACAAAAGUGUUAGGUUCCCAUGAUUUCUUAUUUAUUAGUAGUUAUGCGGAAAUUUUUUUUUGUUUCCUCCUGCUGUAUGUUAUUUUUGGUGAUAAGAACACUUAAGUAUUCUCUCCUCUUAGCAAUUUUUUUUCCUGUGUUGUCCAGGCUGACCUCCAGCUCCUAGGCUCAAGCAAUCCUGCCUCAGCCUGCCAAGUAGCUAGGACUACAGGCGUUCACCACUGCGUCCACGAAGUUGUUUUUGUUUUGUUUUAAGUUGGUACUCACAAAUCACUACCUCUGUUAUACUGACAAGCUUUAUUUCCUAUUUUUUGUAUCUGUUAGGUCACAUUUGUGUAAACACCUAGCUCACUUUUUAUAUUUUAACCUCCUAGAGUUAAUGGGCCUAUGUGGGGUUUGUUUGUUUGUUUGUUUUUUUUUCAAAUCUUAUAGCUGGUGUUUUGUAAAAGAUUUGCCCAAUAAAUGACUUAAUGGAUGAAUGAUACAUCAGUCAGACUUUAGGAAGGCAGUCGAUUAUGGAUUAUUUUAAUGUUGGAAGAGGACUUAAUGAUCGAAUCUCAUCCUUUCUGCUUCUGAAGUAUGAAAAUCUAGUCUUUUUAGGACUGAACCCAAGGAAAAUAAUCUCUAGAUUAUUGACUAAAGUUCAGUGAGAAUAUGAAUAAAGAACAACUAGAUAUUAAUGUCAGUCAUUGGGCAUGCAAAUAAGUCCCCAGCAGACAGUCAGAUGUUGGAUAUCCAGAUUGUAUAGGUUUAGGUUUAAGUUAUUACUCAUAAAAUCCGUUUCCACUGGAACUCUAUGACUUCAUUCAGUGGAGUGGUAAAAAGUUGUCCUCUUACACAUUGUGGAUAACUAUAAGACAGCAUACAAGCAUAUCAAUAAAGCCAUCUCUUUGUGGGCCCUACCAUCUUCAUCAGAUUUAGACACUUAAAAAAACAAGUAAAUAUGCACUUUUAAAAUGUAAUCAAAAGAUUGGUGGUAAGCUUUGAAAACCAGAACAUCUUUUGGCAUUCCACUAAAUGUAUAUUGUAAAUUUAAGGAACAAUCAAGAUUCACAAUAGGAAGUUGUCUUUUUUUGCCUUCAUUUCUAUGAGAUUGACAGAUGGUGACAAUAAGAAAAUGAGCUGAUUAUAAUUGCUCUCUGUGUUUUUUUUUAUUGCUAGCUAUCAUUACUAGUUAGAAUUAACAUUAAUUAGAAUUAACAAUAAUUUUAGGCAUGGAAUGUUAUGAUUACCUAAAGAGAUGUCUCUACCUUCCGGGCUCAAGCGAUCCUCCCACCUCAGCCUACCAAGUAGCCAGAACUACAGGCAAGCACACCACCAUGUCUGGCUACGUUUUUUGCGGGGGGGGCAUAAGGGGGUUGUUUGUUUCUUUUUAACAGGCAGGGCCUCGCUAUAUUGCCCAAGCUAGAAGAAUUUUCUAAUACUUUUUACACCUCCCAUUUUGGCAAGUAAAUUGAGAAUGACUUUAGGUUUUUCUAUUAUUCAGUAGCUUUGCAGACUUAAAAGUGUAAAUUUAGAAUUAGAAGAUGAAGCUAUAAUAGUAAGAAUCUCAAGUUGAAGGACCUCGGGUUGCCAAAGCAGCAUAAUAGAGCAUAGGCUUGAACUUAAUUCUUUCACAACAUUGUGAAAAUUAUGUGGAAUGUGUUAAAUGCCUACUACAGUAGGCUCUAGGAUAUUUAUUUUAUUUUUUUAUUAUGCACAUUGUUUUUCCUGCCUUUUUAUGGCUGUCUGAAGUCUAGGGAAAAGGGAAGACUGGUUAAUGAUGAGUUGAAAAAGCUUGUAAGCUAAUCUUUCACUGACUUAUUUUCCUUCCACCUUCUGUUUUUUAAAAAUUAGCCACACCACACAAAACCCAAAUUAUUAGAAACAACAAGAAAAUUGUUUCAGUGCUCUUAUAUUCACCUUAAUGGUAUAGUGAAAAGACAUUGGCUUGCAGAUGAUACUACGGAAGCUUUGGCUUACUCUCACUUGAAAGUGGGAUCUUGGUGUUUUCGUACUUGGAUUGUACAAAUCUUUUACUGACUUCUUACUGCUAAAAAGGAAUCAGGCGGUUGGGUAUUGAUAUGUUAUUUGGUGCUCUCAUUCAUGGCAAAGGAUUUGAUAAAUGAAUAAAGAUUCUUAAAACACUAAAGCAAAAUCAGAUGAGCAAAACUAAAGAUGAAAUGUAAUAUUCAUCAGAACAAGGAUCACUGAGAAAAAUAUUCAGAAACAACUUUAAUAAAACCUGAAUUGAAAUAACCGCA